AUGGCGGAGGCAGCAGUUGGACUCGAGAGAGGUGCUGGGUGCUUUGAGAGAGCCGUGUCCUGCUGCCUGAGGCAACCGCCAAGCCUGCUGGGCAGGGAGAGAAGAAAGUUUUGUUUCAUAAUAUUAAAACAGGAUCCAAAUGAAGAUACUGAAUGGAAUGACAUACUGAGACAUUUUGGAAUUCUACCUCCAAAAGAAAAACCGAAAGAUGAAAUUGAAGAAAUGGUUUUACACUUGCAGAAAGAAGCAGAAGUGAAACCGUAUGAAAGAAUGACUCUUGAAGAACUGAAGGAAGCUGAAGAUGACUUUGAUGAGACUGAUAGGAAAGCUAUUGAAAAGUACAGGCAGCAACGCUUGCAAGAAUGGAAAUGUCUUCAGAGGCGGCAAAAGUAUGGGGAGCUAAGAGAAAUUUGUGGAGAGCAGUAUGUAAAGGAAGUUACAAAUGCUCCAGAGGAUGUUUGGGUUAUAAUUCAUCUUUAUCGGUCAAGCAUGCCAAUGUGUUUACUGGUUAACGAACAUCUCAGCCUGCUAGCCAGAAAGUUUCCAGAAGUCAAGUUUCUCAAAGCCAUUGUAAACAGCUGCAUUCAGAAUUAUCAUGACAGAUGUUUACCCACAAUACUUGUAUAUAAAACUGGUGAAAUAAAAGGCAGGUUCAUUGGAGUAGCUGAAUGUGGGGGAAUAUAUCUUAAAGUGGAAGAGCUCGAAUGGAAACUAGCAGAAGUGGGAGCAAUAGAAACUGACUUAGAAGAAAACCCCAAAAAGGACAUUAUUAAUAUGAUGACACUGUCAGUGCAAAAUGUUUCUGCUCAUGAAGACACCAACACAAAAAGCAGUGAUGUGUUGAAACCAUGUAUUACUUGA
Messenger RNA from Harpia harpyja (harpy eagle), 861 nucleotides. RefSeq names its product phosducin like 2 (gene PDCL2). The record is from RefSeq and is a predicted model, not a curated record. The transcript has 6 exons. Gene Ontology annotation, biological process: protein folding. Bases 1 to 861 code for a protein of 286 amino acids. NCBI's taxonomy places the organism in Eukaryota, Metazoa, Chordata, Aves, Accipitriformes, Accipitridae. Gene Ontology annotation, cellular component: cytoplasm.